This is a messenger RNA of Coffea eugenioides, 1325 nucleotides long. RefSeq names its product serine carboxypeptidase-like 18. Gene Ontology annotation, biological process: secondary metabolic process; proteolysis. The transcript has 12 exons. Gene Ontology annotation, molecular function: serine-type carboxypeptidase activity; acyltransferase activity, transferring groups other than amino-acyl groups. The annotation marks the transcript as partial. Lineage: Eukaryota; Viridiplantae; Streptophyta; Magnoliopsida; Gentianales; Rubiaceae. The record is from RefSeq and is a predicted model, not a curated record.
UUUUCUGUUGCAGGACCAAUAAUUGUCGAGCCAUUGUCGUUCGACGGCACUCUGCCCAACUUGGUAUUAAAUCCCUAUACUUUGAUCAAGGUUGGAAGCAUCAUCUUUCUGGAUUCGCCAGUAGGAACUGGUUUUUCUUAUGCUAAGACUGCAAAAGCUUCUCAAUCUUCAGAUUUACAAGCCCCUGAUCAAGCUUAUGAAUUUAUCAGGAAGUGGCUACAUGAUCACCCAGAGUACAAGUCGAGUUCAUUCUAUGUUAGUGGAAUCUCGUAUGGGGGCAUUCCUGUUCCAAUAUUAACUCAACUUAUAUCAAAUGGAAACGAGGACGGCAUUGAACCACGUAUUGACCUUAAGGGAUACAUACUUGGAAAUCCUUGGUCGAAAGCUUCAGGAAUUCAGAACUAUAGGGUUCCGUUUGCUUAUGAUAUGGGGCUGAUUUCUGAUGAACUCUAUGAGUCCUUGAAGGUUAGCUGUAAAGGGGAAUAUGAAAUCAUAGAUCCCAGUAAUGCAGCGUGUUCGAAAAAUAUGCAGGCAUACAAUGAGUUGGUUCGUAAUAUUGACGAACAAAAUAUCUUGAUUCCUGUAUGUCAUCCCCUUUCACGAGAGCCAAAUAAAUUAUUUACUGGUGGGAGAUCCAUUAUACAAAUGUUGUAUGAGAAGUUUGAAGAGCUAGACGUUCGGGAAUCUACUCCAGUCAAAUGUCGAAUGGAAUGGAUUACGCUCGUUGAGCACUGGGCUAACAACAAGAGCGUCCAAGAGGCCCUCCAUGUGCGAAGGGAAACUAUCGGACAGUGGGUAAGCUGCAGAGAUACCUUGCCAUACACAACAAAUGUAGGGAGUGUUGUACCAUAUCAUGCAAACCUUAGCACUAAAGGUUAUAGAUCCCUUAUAUACAGUGGUGACCAUGAUCUGUUGGCACCGCACAUUGAAACUCAAGCAUGGAUAAGAUCUCUACAUUACCCAAUUAUUGAUGAUUGGAGACAGUGGAUUCAUCAAGGCCAAGUUGCCGGUUAUACAAGGACCUACGCAAAUAAGAUGACAUUUGCAACAGUGAAGGGAGGAGCCCAUGUUGCUUAUAUGUUCAAGCCUGCCGAAUGCAGAACUAUGCUUGAGAGAUGGAUAUCGCAUCAGCCUCUCUAAUCAGUUGGCAUAUGGAUAUGAACAUCUUUGAUGACUUCUGAGCAUCAAAUGUUCCACUCUUAAAUAUAAAUUAUUGUAACUUUGGGUCAUGAGACGCUUCUACUCCAACUCUCCAAUGGAUUGCUUUCUUAUGGAGAUAUAUGAUUAGUGGAGAAGUGAAUAAAAUGUAGUUGUUAAAAUGGGAA